This is a messenger RNA of Haliotis rubra (blacklip abalone), 2294 nucleotides long. Its product is annotated as GLIPR1-like protein 1. Bases 9 to 755 code for a protein of 248 amino acids. The record is from RefSeq and is a predicted model, not a curated record. Lineage: Eukaryota; Metazoa; Mollusca; Gastropoda; Lepetellida; Haliotidae. The transcript has 7 exons. Gene Ontology annotation, cellular component: extracellular region.
CAAGCACGAUGGUUACGUUAGCUCGUCUGGUUCUGUUGUUUGGGUGCUGCCUACAUGGAAUGGAUGCUUGGAGAUUUGAUGUCAUUGCCAAGGACAGGGUUGGCUUCACCUUCGAGGAGAAGGUUGAUAUAUUAAGAACUCACAAUAACUAUAGAAGGGAGGCCGGUGCUACCAAUAUGAACCAGCUGUUAUGGCACUCUGGACUAGAAAGUUUGGCUCAGAGCUGGACGGGGAAAUGUAUGUGGUAUCACAACUACAGACGGCACAGGAUCCCAGGCUUCGACUAUAGAUAUGUCGGAGAAAACAUGUACUUGUCUCUCACUUGGAUGUAUACGACUAGGGCGCUGGAUCAGUGGCACAAUGAGAAGAAGUUCCUCACCCCGGAACUGACCUGCCGUUCCAAGAGGAUGUGCGGUCACUACGUCCAGAUGGUGUGGUUCAACACGGAAACAGUGGGGUGUUCUGUACGAUACUGCAGCAAAAUGGGGUUCUCGAGAUGGGUCCGGGAUGGUUUCUUCAUGGUCUGUGACUAUGGGCCGCUAGGAAACACCCGUGGAAUUCCGCUAUUCAAAAGGGGCGAACCAUGUUCAGAGUGUCCACCUGGUAGGGUCUGUGUCAACAAGCUAUGCGCUCUUCCGAACUGCAAUAACAUCCAAUGUCAAAAUGGCGGCCAGCUGAUCCAAGAUGUCUGCAUGUGCAACUGUACCAACACCGGGUAUGACGGGGAAACAUGUCAGACAAGACUUUCCGGUUAAUACACCGCAUGGCAUCCCGAGUGAUCAUCCACACGAAGAUGCUGCUUUUUAUCUAUUACCACAUUUAUCUAUCAUUCGUGUUCUCUGUUUGACAAAUAUCACUGUUUUCCUUCAACAUGUGCUUUAUACUUUCUGGCAUUACACAAUGGUUUUAUAGCAUUUAUUUACUCUGUCUGAAGCGUCAGUGUAACAUUCAUGAAAACAACAUCAUCGUCAAGGGGAGUUCCUUCAAAGAGCGUUUUACCUUCCAGUCAUGAUCGCCAUGCAGGUUUCAAAAGUUCAUUUUGUUAUUCAACAGACCCAACAAAACGACUGCAAUGUGAAAUAGAACAAUCGAGAUCACCAGACUGACAAGUUUCUGGCCAAAUGUUACAAAUGUUCUAUUUGGUAUUAAACGUUCAUAUUUGGAACUCAAGUACUGUUUUGGGUUAAAUCCCAUCUCGGAUUCGAACACACCCCUCGUAUUUGUACACUAAGAAAGUGUAAUCCCAAAUGCAACACAUAUUACCUUUGGCCACUUUCUGAAAGGCAUUGUGUUGUCAGAGCUUUCGGACGUGUCUUUUUAACACUGUCAGACGGAACACAAAGUGCUUGUUCUAGACCAGAAGUUGUUAGACUUCCAUUUAUGUGGAAGUAGUGGGGGCUGGGUCGGUUAGAUUGUCCCUCUCUGAGAGUUUGCGUUGGCACCCCAGACUUGACCCCAAAAAGCACUGGAAUCGGUACUUCACCUGCGAAUCAGGAGUACAAAAUGUAAUUCUUUUUGAAAAGGCACUGCGUAUUCAUAAUUUCUGGGUAGUUCAAUGUUCUUGCAGUUAUUACAGGAUCAUUUUCGGUUUAAUGAUUUUUUAAAUAGUUUUGUGUGUACUUCAUUACAGUCCCCAUUGUGAAUAUGAGGUUGUUGGGACCGUUUAGUAGUGCCUUGCUUAAAGUUUAAUUCUUUAGUCCAAAAGUUGCCUCUAUUCCUCAGAUAAACUGUGUGAGGGGGUGAAAAACAAAUUGAACAUUAAUUCGACCUAGCCCUGGGCUAAUAUGUUAAUAGUUAAUUGUCAAUCUACAUUAGAUCCUUCAUUUUUGACUAAACAUAUUAUUUCUGUUUUUAUAAUUGUCAUUGGCCAUGCUUUCGUGUUUGUCUUGUAUUCUGUAGCUACCAGCUCCGCUUCAUACAUUGUAUGACCCUCUUCCAUUGUAUUCAGUGUUGUCAUGUGUAUUUACCAAGCAAGCGUCUUAUCUACUAGAUAUAUAACUCCAGCCUUUGAGUCUAAAAAUAUUGUAAUUUGCUAAAAUGCUGAUCUUCACAUUCUAAUGAAGAUAGGUUACCCUAUGGAUGUGUGUUUUAUUUCAACAGGACGUUUUCUCAAGCAAUCACAUGCCACUGCCAUAUAUCCUAAAACGUCAUAUUUGAAGAACAAAAAUAAAUCUUGUCUUCAUCAGAAUGUAAAGAUCAACAUUCACAUGUAACUACAUGUCUCAAGCAGACAUUUAGCAUUGUCAUCUGUAACGACACUUCGCAUUGAAAGAAUAAAGCCAUUGAAAAUCGCA